UGAAUCCAAGUUCCUCUUUUCCCAAAACCCAAUUCACCCAUCACUCCGAUUUCCCCCAAAACUUGCCUUUUUACAUCGCCAUGGCUGUCCACACCUUCCGCCAACUCAUAUCCUUCGUGGGUCCAUCUCUAAUUUAACAUCCAUUCACCAUUUCACCCUUUCUCGAUCGACUUUUCAUGAUUUCCGGCGAAAGAAAUCAGAUGAUGGAUACUCGAACUGGGUUUUCCGAUGAUAUAAUCAGCGGCAGCAGCGGCGUAGAUUCACCCCUUUUUCCUUCCGAUAUCUCUUCCCUCAAUCGCCUAUCCGAAACCCUAGAAUCAAUCUUGUUAGAACCUUCUAAUUCCUUCGCCGAUGCCAAAAUCAUUCUUUCCAGUGGCCGGGAAGUCGCUGUCCACCGGUGUAUCUUAUCGGGGAGGAGCCCCUUCUUCAAGAACAAAUUCAGCGGCGAAAUCACCGGUAAGGGGAAGAAUCACAAUGUGAAAUUGUCGAUGAAGGAAUUGGGUGGUGAUUAUGAAAUCGGAUUUGAAUCGCUGGUUAGUGUGUUGAAGUACUUGUACAGUGGUAAGAUUAAGGGUUUGCCUACAGAUGUUUGUGUUUGUGUUGAUGAAGAAUGCUCCCAUGAAGCUUGCCGGCCGGCGGUGGAUUUCAUGGUGGAGGUGAUGUAUGCUUAUCACACUUUUCAGAUCCCAGAUAUGGCUGCUCUGUGGCAGAGUCGCCUAGUAUAUGUUCUUGACAAAACGUCCGUGGAUGAUAUCCUGGUGAUUCUAUCUGUUGCAAACACAUGUGGGAAAUCAUGCAAGGACCUGUUUACGAAAUGCGUCGACAUUUUAGUCAAAUCGAAUGUCGAUUUCGUAACUCUCGAGCGAGCUUUGCCGGAACAAAUCGUCAAACAAAUUAUCGAUCUCCGUUUUGAGCUCGGUUUGGACAAGCCCGGAAGCAGUAGUUUUCCUGACAAGCACAUAAAACGCGUCCACCGAGCUCUUGAUUCGGAUGACGUUGAAUUAGUCACGAUGUUACUACGAGAAGGCCAUACUUCUUUAGACGGUUCUUGCGCUCUUCAUUAUGCUGUGGCUUAUGCCGAUGCUAAAACCACAACAGAAUUGCUCGAUUUGGCGCUUGCCGAUGUGAACCAUCGGAACUCAAGGGGUUUUACGGUACUCCACAUUGCUGCUAUGAGAAAAGAGCCGAGCAUUAUAGUAUCCCUUCUAACGAAGGGUGCUCGGCCGGUUGAUCGAACCCCGGAUGGCCGAAAAGCGCUUCAGAUCUCAAAGAGACUCACGAGAGCUGUUGACUAUUAUAAGUCAACCGAGGAAGGCAAAGAUUGUGAUAAAGGGCGUUUGUGCAUCGAGAUAUUGGAACAAGCAGAAAGAAGAAAUCCGUUGUUGGGAGAGGCUUCGGCUUCUCUUGCUAUGGCGGGAGAUGAUCUGCGUGUAAAGUUGUUGUAUCUCGAAAAUAGAGUUGCGUUGGCCCGCUUUCUGUUUCCGAUGGAAGCUAAGGUUGCAAUGGAGAUUGCUCAAGUUGAUGGCACUUCCGAAUUCACAUUAGAAAGCGUUUACUCCCAGAAUUUGGCGAAUGCACAGCGAAAGGUGGAUUUGAACGAUGCGCCGUUCUUGAUCAAAGAGGAGCAUCUGGUUAGAUUAAGAGCACUCUCUAAAACAGUGGAACUUGGGAAACGGUUUUUCCCUCGAUGUUCAGAAGUAUUGAAUAAGAUAGUGGACGCGGAAGCACAUCAAUGGAUAGACACCCCGGAAGAGCGAGAAUUGAAGAAGCAAAAGUACUUGCAAGUUCAAGAAACGCUAAACAAAGCGUUCAACGAGGAUAAAGAAGAUUUGGACAAAUCCUACGCCAUAUCUUCUUCAUCUUCAUCCACAUCCGGUGUCGUGAAUCCACACACCGCUCCGUUUACUUUCCAAAAAUAGUAAACGUAGUACGAUACAACUGUAAUAUUGUAUGAUGUAAUCACAAAAUGCACUUUCUUUUUCAUAUUUUUUUGUAUCGUAGGACUUGAAUGCUUAAAAACUAUAUAUCCAUUAGAUUAGAUGGAUGGUUGAGAUUGGUUU
Molecule: messenger RNA, 2060 nt
Organism: Cynara cardunculus var. scolymus (artichoke)
Lineage: Eukaryota; Viridiplantae; Streptophyta; Magnoliopsida; Asterales; Asteraceae
Product: BTB/POZ domain and ankyrin repeat-containing protein NPR1
Exons: 4
Coding region: 177-1919 (580 amino acids)
Biological process (GO): regulation of salicylic acid mediated signaling pathway; defense response to bacterium; defense response to fungus
Cellular component (GO): nucleus; cytoplasm
Molecular function (GO): protein binding
Source: RefSeq, a predicted model, not a curated record